Cavia porcellus (domestic guinea pig) is the source of this 3133-nucleotide messenger RNA. RefSeq names its product RAS like family 10 member B (gene Rasl10b). NCBI's taxonomy places the organism in Eukaryota, Metazoa, Chordata, Mammalia, Rodentia, Caviidae. Gene Ontology annotation, molecular function: GTP binding; GTPase activity. Bases 340 to 951 code for a protein of 203 amino acids. The record is from RefSeq and is a predicted model, not a curated record. The transcript is spliced from 4 exons.
CCAGCCUGCGCGAGCGGGCGGCGCGCUCCGCGGGGACGGCAGGGCUGAGCGCGACCCUCGGUGCCGCCGCUGCCCCCGCGCCGCAGCCCGCCGCCGCUGGCCAGCCGGGGGCGCCCCCAUCUCUCUCCCCCCGGGCAGGGGAGCCGGGGGCAGCGCGGAGCCCGGGGGGAGCGUGGCCCCGCCGGCCAGGGCAGGGGGCAGCGAGGACGGCCCCGGUCCAGGUGGAGGCCGCAGAAGCAGCAAUGAUUGGUCCUGACGGUGGCUGAGCCCCCAGCCCCUGGAAUAUGCAGCCCGGGGGACCCCCAGGCAAGGACGCGGUGGCGGAGUGGGGCGGGAGGCAUGGUCUCCACCUACCGGGUGGCUGUGCUGGGGGCACGAGGUGUGGGCAAGAGUGCCAUCGUGCGCCAGUUCUUGUACAACGAGUUCAGCGACGUCUGUGUGCCCACCACCGCCCGCCGCCUCUACCUGCCUGCUGUGGUCAUGAACGGCCAUGUGCACGACCUCCAGAUCCUGGACUUCCCACCCAUCAGCGCCUUCCCUGUCAACACGCUGCAGGAGUGGGCAGAUGCCUGCUGCAGGGGACUCCGAAGCGUCCAUGCCUACAUCCUUGUCUACGACAUCUGCUGCUUUGACAGCUUUGAGUACGUCAAGACCAUCCGCCAGCAGAUCCUGGAGACAAGGGUGAUUGGCACCUCGGAGACGCCCAUCAUCAUCGUGGGCAACAAGCGAGACCUGCAGCACGGACGCGUGAUCCCGCGCUGGAACGUGUCGCACCUGGUGCGCAAGACCUGGAAGUGCGGCUAUGUGGAGUGCUCGGCCAAGUACAACUGGCACAUCCUGCUGCUCUUCAGCGAGCUGCUCAAGAGCGUUGGCUGCGCCCGCUGCAAACACGUGCAUGCCGCCCUGCGCUUCCAGGGCGCGCUGCGCCGCAACCGCUGCGCCAUCAUGUGAGGCUGGGGGCCCCUGCUCUGCCGCUGGCCGCAGCCUGGAGCCCAGCAGAGGGGGGUGCCAGGAGGGCAAGGAGCCUGCAGAAAGCGAACUCAUGGACCGGGCCUGGAACAUCCCCACGGCCACGCACCUCCAGGAAAGGCGAGGGCAAGCAGGACUCCUCCGCCCUCCCUCCUCCCGAGUUUGUCUUCCGGGGACAACCACCUUCACUGCUGUGGCUAGAGCAGUGCCCAGCCUGGCCCGAGCUGGUGCCACACCCUUUGGGGCUUGGGGGCGAUCGGGUGAAAUGGACAGUGGGGUGAGGAGGUGCUGCUGCUUUGGCUGGGCCCCCACCUGUCCCCUCCGAGUGUGUCUGUCUUUGUCCAGUGUCCUCCUUUUCCCGCGUCUGUCUGCCCAGCCGUCUGUUCAUUCUUCCCUGUCUUUUCCACCCUCUGGUCUCCCUCCCCACCCCCAGCUCCGCUCACAGGGCUCUCAUUUCGUUCACCUCCUUGUCACAGAUCCUGGCAGCUUUUGAUGCCAGGCCAUCUGGCCAUCAGCGCCACUGGCACAGGGCAGAGAGAUGCAGGUGGCCCACGGACCACAAUCUAAGGGUUGAGGUCCCAGAUAAGUCAGGGGGAGAAGGCUGAGCUCUCCUAUUCCCAGGGAGACCUCCCUGCCCGACAGCCCCCAGAGAUACAACAACCUACCUUCCAGCCUUAACUCGAUGGUCCAUCCCUGCCGGGUGCCCCUCACCCCCUCCUGACCCCGAAGUCAGGUCACCCCCUGGGUUAAAACUUCUGUUUUAAUAGCAUGGGGAGGGAAUUCCCCCAGAGGAUAGAUUCCUUCCCAUGAUGCCAGGUUCCUGUCCCCUGUUAGCUCCUGCACCAGGUGAUCUGCCAGAUUGGGGGAUGUAGAAUUCUGAGGGUUUGUUGGUUGCAGCCAGGGUGGUGCUCAGGAGGGGGUCAGGUUGUGCCAGUGACAAUUCUGCCUCCCCGUCCCACCCCAAUUCUGCCUGCCUCAGAUCUCAGGGUACCCUGAUUCUUCUAGGCAGGAGCUAGGAAAAGAAUUACGGGGACCCCUGUUCCUGGGGGUGAUAUGCCUGCAUCCCCACCCAUAGGUGGAGGCCCUCAGGAUCUGACACCCCUGGCCCAAUACCAGUUGGCCCUAUGCCCUAACUCACUCCACCCCAUUUUCUCCGGCUGCUUGGCCGGGUUUCUACCUCUCGUCACCGGAGCUGAUCACUGUCAGUUUUGUACCAAUUUAGAAAUAACAAUAAUAAUGAUUCUAGGAAAUGCCCUGCGGGGUUAAUGAGGGGGCAGAGAGAGACAGGCAGGCAGACAGACAGACAGACAGUCAGACAGAGAAAUGGUGCCAUGUCCCUUGCCGUUGGCCAAAGGAAGUUCUCUUUGAGGCUGAGCCCUUGGCCCUAGUCCAGUGGGAGGAUAUCAGGGACCCUUGGUUAAAAGAGGAGGGUACAUUGAACAGUCCAGCUUUGGCCAGCUUAGCCCAGGCUGCAGCACAUAACCAGGAAAUCAGAUAGCCCCAAGUGGUGAUGGGAGGCUGGAAAAGGGUCAUGGGCGGGGGAGUUUAUCAUUAGGAUCCAGGGUGGAGGGAGUAUAUGAUUCUCUCUUCUGUUUCCCCCACUGAUCUCCACUCCCUCCCCCCAUGAGGUCAGCACAGCCCUACAGCAGCUGCCCCAACCUUGGGCAGACCAUUGUGCUGGGUUUUAGCCCCUGCUGUGCUGCAUGACUGGGCCAAUGACUUGCCCUCUCUGAGCCUCCCUCUGAAACAGAGGAAGUGGCUCCCCUCCUCCACACUUGAGUGGCCAGGAGGGUAAGGAAGAGGGCAGCCCACUCUUGUCUUUGCACCCUUACCCACUGGUUCACCAGAGGGAUGAGGGCAGAUGACAGCAUCUUCUGUUUCCUCCCACUCCCAACUCAGAAGCACCUGAGGCGAGGGUGGGGGACCAGACUUCUGGCUGCCCCCGUGGGGAACAUUGGAAUGUAUCCCCCAUUGGCUGCACCUCACAGCCCUGCGCUUCACACCAGGUCUUGGAUUUCAGGUCCUUCCACACCCAUUCUGAGUCUCUGUCCUUCCCCAGCCCCAUCAGGGUUUCCCACCACAGGGUCUGGAAGUGUGUGUGAUGCCCAUAGGCUGUUACUGGAAGUCAGAUUAAACAUCAGGGAGUGUUUCCCUUGUUUCUGUA